Suillus discolor is the source of this 562-nucleotide messenger RNA. RefSeq lists its product as uncharacterized. The coding region runs from base 40 to 342 and encodes 100 amino acids. The record is from RefSeq and is a predicted model, not a curated record. The transcript has a single exon. NCBI's taxonomy places the organism in Eukaryota, Fungi, Basidiomycota, Agaricomycetes, Boletales, Suillaceae.
UUCGAAAUAAGUUCUCUACCUCAUUCCUCGAACAGAAUCAUGCAGUUCCUACUGUCGUAUCUUUCUUCUUUCGUGCCAAGACACAACCUCGGGCCACCAAUCGUUGAAGUUGCACCAGGACGAAAAGUCACUAACGUACAUUUUCUUACUUUGUGGUACCUUUUGCUCAUUUGUGCCAUACAGCGGCUUGUUGCUGCCAAACUACCGGAAUACAAGAAAGUAGAUGAUACCCGGCAGUCAUCUAACCAACAGGCUACCGUGCUGCAGGAAACUGACACAUGUGCCAUUGAUUCGCUUCCAGAUGUGCAUUGGUGCAAAGUGUUUCUCUUCUAUUAUUCGUGAUGGUAUCAUGGCAGACUGAGGAUGCCUCCUCGAUGGCGCUUGGAGCGUGCUGACGUACCGUUUCUAUUCGUGUCAGAUUUCUACACUGAUGAUCAGACUGCCUUUCGACGGUUUGCCUCGCAGACGUUCAACGUUCAGCGGUUACCAGUCCAUUGCGGGAAAACUUCAUGGUACCUUCGCUAUCUAAUGAUGUACCAUAGAACAAGGACAACAAAAUCAA